CUGACAGGCCUACAGUGGAUAUCACCCGGCUGUAAUAAUGGCGGGGCAGGUGAUCCAAGUUAUUUAUCUACUGGCCAUGUUUAAAGCAGGGAUUUGUGUCAUUCCUUUAAUCCAAUGCUUUCCGAAGACCACUUGUUCGUGUCACACUGGGGAAGGAACGAUUGAUCUCCACCCUCUUGCCAAUACCGACGGUACACCACGAUUCCGGGACAUCGCCGACCCCGAUGGGAAAACGUUCUACUCCUGGAACCCCUGCUAUGGUUUUGAUGAGGUUGGAUGCUGGGACGUUGCAGUGUGCAAGAUCACGGACCAUGGUGUGUCCAGCGUGAGCCUUGGCCCGCAGUCCAGUGUCCACUUCGUGGUCGACUCCGUGUAUGGACAGCUGCUUAAGUACACGCAGUGGGGGUCAGCGAACUAUUCAGGAAUCAUCAUUCUCACCUGCGAUCACACCGAGGAAGGCGUCGUUACUCGUCGCCCCAACAGUGACUUCGGCAGCUACUUCUACCUAGAACUGAGGAGUAAGCAUGCAUGUCCAAUCAAAAUAAAUGGAAGUACAACAGCGCCACCUACUGAGUCCACAAAGAGGUAUCGACGGCCGAUAACUCCUGCGUUCAUCAGACCAGCAAUCACACCCUCCAAACCUUCACCCGCGCCUCUUUUAGAUUUGAACACACUCGGCACUGUCUCCAUCUGCCUGAUAGUAUUGAUGGUCCUACUGAUCAUCCUGGUGUCCACCAUGUUCUGCUGUCUCUACCGCCGGCUGAACGCUAUCGCUGGACAAAGAUCUUCACACAAACUGUCAUCUGUGACAAUCAAUGGCAAAUAUGGGAUGAACGAUCCAUGAAUACUACCCGAUCCCAGUAAUACAGUAAUCUCAGAUCACCGAUCAGUUAGAACGCUGUUAUAUCCAGUUGGACACCUGGUGUCAUCACUGAUUUCAGCCAUCCAUUCAUACAAUUGUCACGGCGUGUGUUUCCUUUACACAUAAUUGAAUUUGUUUCUAAGGAUAGUUAAGGCUGGCGGUUCUUUUGCACUUAGGUUCUAUGUUAUAACAGGUGCCACUUGUUCGUUCAUGG
Molecule: messenger RNA, 1076 nt
Organism: Haliotis rubra (blacklip abalone)
Lineage: Eukaryota; Metazoa; Mollusca; Gastropoda; Lepetellida; Haliotidae
Exons: 6
Coding region: 38-844 (268 amino acids)
Cellular component (GO): trans-Golgi network
Source: RefSeq, a predicted model, not a curated record